GUGAUGGUCGCUGCGCGUCACCGAAGCGCUGUCGCUCGCCUGGAGACCAGAGCAGGGCUGACUGACACUGUGUGUAGCAGGCAACUGUAAAUAAAGAAUAAAAACCCAACAAACUAACAGAUAAGCAAGCCAGGAAGUAUCGAGUCAUUCAUUCGCUGAGUUGUCUCUUAGGGUGUUUUUUAGUCCUUUUUUCCCCCAGAUUUGAACGUGCCAAGUAAAGGGAACGCAAAACAUGGCUGGAUUGAUGGCAGGUUUUGGUCAUUACACCCACGCCGUCGUCCGGGGGAUCCCCAGGUCCCUGGCCAAAGAAGCGCUCCGGAGCAGCGAGAGGGAGGUGGACCUGGCCAAGGCGGUGAUGGAGCACGACGCAUACGUCGAGGUCCUGAGGACUAGGCUCGGGCUGGAGGUGGUCGAGCUCCCGGCGGACGAGUCACUCCCGGACUGUGUGUUCGUGGAGGACACGGCCGUGGUGUGCGGUGACACGGCGCUCAUCACCAGACCCGGGGCAGAGAGCAGGAGAAGAGAGACGGAGGCAAUGAAAGGGGCUUUAAAGGAUUUAAAUCUGAACAUUGUGGAAAUGAGCGAUGAGAAUGCAACACUGGAUGGAGGAGAUGUCCUUUUCACGGGUCGAGAGUUCUUCGUGGGACUUUCUAAACGGACCAAUCAGAGAGGAGCAGAGAUCUUAGCAGAUGCAUUUAAGGACUAUGCUGUUUCCACUGUGCCUGUGCUGGAAGGCCUGCACCUGAAGAGCUUCUGCAGCAUGGGAGGACCAGGUCUUAUUGUAAUUGGCUCCAGUGAACCAGCACAGAAAGCCCUCAAAAUAAUGCAACAAAUGAGUGACCAUCGCUAUGACAAACUGACGGUGCCUGAUGACCUUGCUGCAAACUGCAUCUACAUGAACUUGCCCAGCAAGGGACACGUGCUUCUACACUGCACAGCAGAGGAGUUUCCAGAGAGCGCAAAGGUGUUUGAGAAGUUGAAGGAUCACAUGCUGAUCCCCGUGUCCAACUUGGAGAAGGUCAGAGUGGAUGGAGCCCUAACAUGCUGCUCUGUACUCAUCAACAAGAAAGCCAACAUCUGAGUGGGGUCACUAGGGGUCUCUCAGUCCAUGGUAACUAAGCGAAGCCUUUAACUAAUCACCAUGGAUCCCAAGGUUUGACUGUCCCAGUAUACAGAGGGAGGUAUAUGGAAGUUUAACAGAUAGGGAGUCAUCUGGUCUCCCCUUUCACUCCUAUUCACUAAAAUAACAUUAAAAACAUGUGAGAGUAGUUAAGUUGAUUUAGAACACUGUAUGUUUGAUAAAUUUUCUCCUUCUUAAUUCAUAUGUCAUUUUUCCAAUAGUAUCUGCUGCGUAUGUGAUCUACGAGCUGUUCAAAUGUAUCUGAUAAAGAUCUCAUCCCAGAUUAGAAGAGUACACGAUGUGCCAUGUUGAAUUCUCCCCUUGAACGUGCACAGCAUCUACUGAUCAUGAGUAGAACAACACUUACUUACUGUCCAGUGUUUACAACCCUUUAAAAGUACCACACUGAACAGAGCGCUGGGCAACAAACCCAGCUGGAUCGUCAGGUUUUUUCUUUUUUUUUUUUUUGGCACUGUAAAGUCUUACCAACUUUCGACUUAAGAUGUAACUAACACAGACAUCAUCUGGGUACAAAAAAGUAAACAAUUGACAUAUAUUGUUUAUGUCACCAUUUUAACUGUGAAUUAAUUCUGUGUGUUUACGUAUGUAAUGAAUUGUGCACUGAUUUUUCAAGUACUGUGAUUUGAACCAAGAUGUACAAAACAAAUCCUGCUACGAUGUGAUCUAAAAAUCUCAAUGUGAUUGUUGCAGUUACCUCUUCUUUUUUUUUUUCUCCUCUUAAAUUGCUUUUGUUUCUUUACAAGUGGUGCUAUAAAACACUUCCAAAACCACCGACACACCGUUGCUUAUUAAUUUAAAAAUGUCUGUCUGGCUUUUAAGAAAUUUUGAGUUCUCAUUCUGAAAAUAGCUCUAAAAAAAACUUGAAAAGCUUUGUGGAGAUGUGAGCUUUUGGUGUGAUUACAGUGGUUUUCUAUUUUUGGUGGGGAGUGGGCGAUUUGUAUUAUGACUUGUGAUUGAUAUUGAUUGUUAUAGCUACCAGCUAGAGAAGCUACCAGUAACAACAGAUUAUAUGUAAAAGAUGGAUGUCACCUCCCAGUCUGAAAGCCAUUAAGCUAGUGUGGAAGUGCCUUAAACCUGCAUUCUUUCUAAUAGGCAGCAGGGGGCGACUCCUCUUGUUGCAAAAAAAAAAAACAA
Messenger RNA from Archocentrus centrarchus (flier cichlid), 2275 nucleotides. It is a transcript of the gene ddah1, whose product is annotated as dimethylarginine dimethylaminohydrolase 1. Gene Ontology annotation, molecular function: amino acid binding; dimethylargininase activity. Gene Ontology annotation, biological process: positive regulation of nitric oxide biosynthetic process; arginine metabolic process. Bases 233 to 1081 code for a protein of 282 amino acids. Gene Ontology annotation, cellular component: mitochondrion. NCBI's taxonomy places the organism in Eukaryota, Metazoa, Chordata, Actinopteri, Cichliformes, Cichlidae. The record is from RefSeq and is a predicted model, not a curated record. The transcript is spliced from 6 exons.